AUGUCAAGGAAAGUGCCAACUAAGCUAUCAUGGAACUUCAAUAAGGCUAACUGGCCAAGAUUCACAAACCUUUUAGACAAUGAACUUCGCACAAGUCCCCUCAACUUCAACCAACAUCUUGACAAACUUUGCAACGAAAUCACGGAUAUUAUGAUUAGAUGGGCAAAGAAACCAUUUCCAUUGGCAAGACUAAACACUAUCGAGUGUUUUGGUCUAAACACCUUUGAGGAACGUAACACUGCGGCUGAAUUCGUCGAUCUUAAAUCAGCAUAUGAUUUAAUAUGGAAAGAGAAGCUGAUUCUAAAGUUGGCAAAGAUUGGUGUUCCACAGGGAGCUGUCACAAGCUGCACUCUUUUCAAUGUUGACAGGGAGCUGUCACAAGCUGCACUCUUUUCAAUGUCUUCAUCGAUAGUACAGACAGUCACGGGCAUCAAGUGUUUACUUUAUGCAGCUGUUCUAUGGUAUUCCACCCCUAAGAAAAACGCUCAGGAGAGCUAUGGUAUUCCGCCCCUAAGAAAAACGCUCAGGAGAACUAACUGUGAGAUAAACGCUCAGGAGAGGACAGAAAGUGCCCUAAAUUGUAAACUUAAACUACUAGCAAACUGGUGCGACAACAAUGGAAUCACUUAUGCUACUAGCAAACUGACCAAAGGCGGCACUGCUAUUCCUGCCCAUAAACUUGUCCUUUGUGCAAAAUUCCAAACAAUUAAGAACAAUAUCUUAAUGAACAAACAUGUCAACCUCUCAAAUUGGAGCCGUUUUUCAAAUGACAUUGUUAUGGCAGUCGUCGACUUCGCCUACACUGACGAAAUAAUCAUAAAUGUUGAAAAUGUUCUGGGGAUAUAUCUGUUGGCUCACAUUCUUGGCUGCCAAAAGCUGAUUGACUGGUCAACGGAUUUCAUCAAGACAAGGUGGAGGAAACUCCCACCAGUGCCAACGCUCAGGUACGCCACGGGAGCAGCACAUAUACCCGGUGUUGGUGACAUAGUUGUUGGUGGGUAUGCAAGAACAGCACAUGGUGACCGGUGUGUCAACAUUGCGAAAAUCCUUUUGACAACAUCAUCGUCACUAGGGCAUGCAGGCAGUUGGUGUGAAAUCACUCGUAUGCUUCAUUCGAGGGUAUCUCCAUCAGCAGAAUUUUUCAGUGGUAAAGUAUACGUCGCUAGUGGUACGACUUCUGUGGAGAUGGUGCCCUUAUUUCCUGAAGACCUUCUCAGCGGACUUAAGUGA
Molecule: messenger RNA, 1230 nt
Organism: Rodentolepis nana
Lineage: Eukaryota; Metazoa; Platyhelminthes; Cestoda; Cyclophyllidea; Hymenolepididae
Source: the annotation of a GenBank genome assembly